This is a messenger RNA of Vitrella brassicaformis, 1874 nucleotides long. The record is from the annotation of a GenBank genome assembly. Lineage: Eukaryota; Vitrellaceae.
CUCGCGCGUGUGUGGUUGAUGUGCCCAUUUCACCCGCACUGAUUGAGUGUCUCGCAUCCGAGUAAUAUAUAUGUACACACACGUAGCUAGCUACGACAGACAGACCGCCCAGUGGACUGGGCGGACACCAAAGCGUCGCAUAAGACUUGCCGGCACGGCAUAGACAUGGCCAUGCCAUGGCAUGGCAUCAUGGCAUGGACACCACGACAUUGUUUGUUUAGAUACACUCACGCAGACACCACACACGCAAUUUGCAAUUUGCGAUAGAUAGCAUCAAUCAACACAUCCAAGGCAGGGAGGCCCAUCAAAACCCUGCUGGAAGGCCUUCCUUUUCUUCCACCCACCCACCCACCCACUAGAACAGUGUCGCAUGCGAUGUCUCUCACACCUGCGAUUGAUACAUACAUACUGAGUGUGCAUCAGCACAUGAAACGGCUUGAAAAAGACGCUGAGCCACUUAGCAAAGACUUUCCCCGCCUCGCUGCCUGGCCCCCGCCACGCCAGCCCACAUAAUCACGUGCUUACAUGGAUGCCCACAUCUGCGAUUCUCAUCUCACCAAUCAUGCCCAUCUGUCUGUGUGCCUGCCUUCCUCCUGUCUGUCAAUGAGCUGCGUGUGAGGCCUCCCUGUUGGCCAAAAAUCGCAAUUCCAAAGGAUCAAUCACAUAUCUGCAGCAAUAGUUGGGGAUACACCCCACUCGAUCUGGGCACGAGGGCUCAUCCACGAUGGUGUAGUUAGUGGCGGCGCCCUCCACCAUGUCGCAGCUGCCCCCAGGCGGCAGCAAGCACGAGUCAGUCAGUACCACAUCCUUAGUGUCACUUUCGUCCUCCUCUGCCCAAAGGCGCCGCCGCCUCCGAUCCCGCCCAUCAAAGGGAGAGGUCCUGCCAACGAUGUUCCUUCCACCACGCCCUCGCCAACCUCCUCCGAAGAUGAUGUCUCUGCCUGAUCUGGGGGGUCGGAUGCGACCCCCGCCGCCAAUGGGUAUGCGUGAGUCGUCGUCCCUGCCGCCGAUGAGCGGCGGGCCGAAAACGGGACUGUCGUCACCGGGGAGGGGAUUCCGACCCACUGCACGCAUCACAUCACCACAGCACACACACACCUGGUGUCUGUGAGUGUGCUGUGUUGUUCACGUACCGCAUAUGAAAGUGCCGGUGAUUCUCCACUUGCACUCCCUGUUGCAGCAGUCGCUGAGAUAUCUGCAUGUGGAGCCAGUCGGCAGACACCGGGGGGGUGGGGGGCGGACCGGCACGAUGGGAGGUCGGACAACAGGCGGCGGCACGACGGGCGGUCGGAUGACGGGCACCACAGGGACAGGCGCAGGUGCGGGAACAAUCGGCUUGGGCGGCUCCGGCAGCGUGUCAUUGUCGCGCGGCAGGGUGUCAUUGCCAGGGAGUGUGUCAUUCCCUGGCAGUGUGUCGUUGCCAGGUGAGGGCAGCGUGUCGUUGCCGGGCUGCACCGGUUCUAUGACUGGCUCGGUGUCGUUGGCUGGUGGCUCUAUUACUGUGUCGUUGUCGUCUGGUGGGAGAGGCUUUAUUGGCUCUUCCUGCGGCGGGUCCGGGAGGACGGGCUCGGUGCUGUUGCACAGCUGACACGUGGAGGCGAUACACCUGGCAGUAAUGGAGCAGUAGGUGCUGACCCCUGACACACAGAGAGAGAGGCCGACGGGCGGACCAGACAAACACGUGUGGUACUGCAAAUCCUCUAGAGUAUGCUGUCUUUGCCCGCUCACCGCUGCAGAGUAUCCCGGAUGAGCAGCUGCAGGCCGCAGAUGAGAGGCUGCACGUCUGGGCUUCGGCAUUCGUGGCUGCCAACGCCACCACAGCGAGUGCGGCCAGCAGACCCUGCAUCGCCUUGCCCCCCUUAAAGUUAACUGGG